Raphanus sativus (radish) is the source of this 1521-nucleotide messenger RNA. Its product is annotated as cytochrome P450 72A15. NCBI's taxonomy places the organism in Eukaryota, Viridiplantae, Streptophyta, Magnoliopsida, Brassicales, Brassicaceae. The record is from RefSeq and is a predicted model, not a curated record. Gene Ontology annotation, molecular function: heme binding; oxidoreductase activity, acting on paired donors, with incorporation or reduction of molecular oxygen; iron ion binding.
AUGGAGAUACUAGUUUCAUCGUUAGCUAUAAUUGCGUUAUGGUGGAUAUGGAGAAUUGUGGAGUGGGUUUGGGUUAAACCUAAGAUGCUUGAGAAUUUUCUGAGAAGUCAAGGUCUUGUUGGAACUCGUUACACGCCUCUUGUCGGAGAUAUGAGAAGGAAUUUUAGGGUGUUGAAGGAAGCAAGAUCGAAGUCAAUGAAACCAACGGAUGAUCUCAUUUCAAUUGUCAUGCCUUACUCCUUCCACAUGCUCAACACUUACCAGGAAAACUUUUUUCACAUGGUAGGACCCGUGCCAUCCAUCACAAUAAUGAAUCCACAACUGAUCAAAGAAGUGUAUAACAAAGUUUUUGAUUUCCCAAAGACGCACACGUUUCCUUUGGUUGCGUUGAUAGCUGAUGGACUUGCUAAUGCUGAUGGACAUAAGUGGGCUAAGCACCGGAAGAUCAUCAACCCGGCAUUCCACUUUGAGAAGAUCAAGAAUAUGGUCCCUACGUUCCAACAAAGUUGUAGCGAGGUUGUUUCAGAGUGGGUGGAGCUAGUUACGGAUAAAGGGUCCUCCUGUGGUGAUGUUUGGCCAUGGAUUGUGAAUUUGACUGGUGAUGUGAUCUCUCGUACCGCUUUUGGUAGCAGCUACAAAGAAGGACAAAGGAUAUUUAUACUACAAGGGGAACUAGCAAAGCUUAUCAUACAAACUCAAGGGAAGAGUUACAUCCCUGGAUAUCGAUAUUUCCCAACAAAGAAUAAUAGAAGGAUAAAGACAAUAGUUAGAGAAAUCCAAGUUAUACUAAAAGGGAUCAUUAGCAAUAGAGAAAAGGCGAGGGACGCUGGAGAAGCACCAAGUGACGACUUGUUGGGCCUACUUCUUGAAUCAAAUUUAGCGCAAGCUACAGGCAAUGGACUUACCACUGAAGAACUUUUGGAAGAGUGUAAGUUGUUUUACUUCGCAGGACAAGAGACCACUUCGGUACUUUUGGCUUGGACAAUGGUUUUGUUAAGCCAGCACCAACACUGGCAGGCUCGGGCACGAGAGGAAGUGAUGCAAGUUUUUGGUGAUAGAGAACCUGAUAUCGAAGGCAUUAACCAACUCAAAUUGUAAAUGACGAUGAUUAUUUAUGAGGUCCUUAGGCUAUAUCCUCCACUAAUCCAGAUGAACCGAGCGAUCCACAAAGAGAUCAAACUAGGAGAUUUGACAUUACCAGCUGGUGUUCAAGUCAGUAUGCCUGUUCUGCUAAUCCAUCGCGACACUAAGCUUUGGGGCGAUGACGCAGCGGAGUUCAAGCCAGAGAGGUUCAAAGAUGGGAUCUCAAGAACAAAGAACCAGGUUUGUUUCUUGCCCUUUGGAUGGGGACCGAGGAUUUGCAUCGGUCAGAACUUUGCUCUGUUGGAGGCAAAAUUUGCGUUGGCUUUGAUUCUACGGAGAUUCUCCUUCGAGUUAUCUCCUUCUUAUGUGCAUGCGCCUUACACAGUCAUCACAAUUCAUCCACAUUUUGGUGCUCAUCUUAUACUAAAUAAGCUGUGA